Messenger RNA from Larimichthys crocea (large yellow croaker), 3178 nucleotides. It is a transcript of the gene trappc12, whose product is annotated as trafficking protein particle complex subunit 12. The transcript has 12 exons. The record is from RefSeq and is a predicted model, not a curated record. Gene Ontology annotation, cellular component: TRAPP complex; Golgi apparatus. Lineage: Eukaryota; Metazoa; Chordata; Actinopteri; Sciaenidae. The coding region runs from base 119 to 2644 and encodes 841 amino acids. Gene Ontology annotation, molecular function: protein binding.
GACGGUUGUGUGACGUUGCGUCGUUUUGCUAAAAGCGCGUAGACGGAAUCGAGAAUACCAAAAACGGCGGCGGCGUGAGGUUUGUCAGCUCCGGUAUACCGUACUCGGAGAGCUGCGCAUGCGCUGUGGCUUUGUAUCUGUCAGUCUCUCAAGCAGUACGAUGGACAGCGGGGAGACUCCUGCUCAGCGGCCAGUCACCUUGGACAUCACAGUGGAAGAUGUAACCAAGGAAACCCCAGACCCUUCAGAGGCCACCACCAGUCAGACCCCAUCCAGGGACAUCGUCCUCGCCCAGGAAGACAGCAUCGACCUCGGCGUGGAGUUUUCCACUCCCCAGGAGGACAGCAGUGCUACACCUUCAGAGAGCCUGAUGGACAAGCUCAACGACCAGAUGAUGGAGAGCGUCAUGAUCUCCGACUCGCCGAACAACAGCGAGGAGGACGACGUAGCUCCUAUCGAUUCCUUUCUGGAUGCAGGAGAGGAGGAGGAGGCGAACGCACAGGAGCCUCCGGGCGGCAAAGAGGAACAAAGUGAAAUUGGACAGAACACGACGGAGAUCAAAGUGUCGGUGGAGGACAAGGAGGAAGGCGAUCCCGAGCAGAGAGUGGAAGAGGACACAAAGGAGCAGACGGAGGCGCAAGAGCAAGUCACAGCCCAGGUCUCACUUCAAGGUGACGCCCAGAGCCCAUCUGAGCUCGAGAGUGAGGAACCGGCGAUGAAAGAAGUUAAAGAGACGAGCUCCAAAGACGAGCCUGUGCCGGUGUGCACCAUAUUCAGCCAAGGCACCCAGCCCAAGUCUCUGGUGCCUGACGGUUUCCAGCCCACUCUCAUCAAGUCCCCCAGCUUCAGCAUGGGGAGUGGUGGGGGGAGCGCUGAGGCAGUGACCCCCAGCAAGUUGACGGCACCCCUUGUGUGCCAGCCGAGCCCCAGCCUCAGUAAGUUCUUCACGGACAAUGGACAGGUCAAUCCAGCCUCCGACUUCUUUGAUUCCUUUACAGUGGCCUCCUCCUUCAUCUCUGUUUCAAACCCAAACGCUGAGAUGUCUCCUGGUCCCAACCCGGCGCCCAUAGCCCCGACUCCUGAGCGCCAGCUCUCUUCCACCUCCUCCUCCCUCUCCACCCCGGGAGGACCUCUUGACUCUGGUGCUCCCACUCCUAGCUCAGUGUUUGGCCCUGCCCCUACCGAAUCCACAGUCAAGCCCCAACCUCCUCCACCCCAAGCAGUCCCAGCCCCAACUCAAGCCCCUGCCCCAGCUGCUCAGCCGCAGCCCUUCAACCAGCUCCAGGCUGUGUUCUCGGGCAGCGACGACCCAUUUGCAACAGCGCUGAGCCUGAGUGAGGUGGACAGGCGCCAUGAUGCCUGGCUGCCCUCUGAGGAGACCAGGAAGGUGUUGAUCUCUGUGGCCACCCAGCAGUAUAACCCAGCAUAUGUAGAGACCAACAGACUUACCAUGCCUGGACUCAAGUUUGACAACCUGCAGGGCGAUGCCGUUAAAGACCUAAUGCUUCGUUUCCUGGGAGAGCAGGCAGCAAUGAAGCGCCAGGUCCUCACCGCCAACUCUGUGGAACAGUCCUUCACAGGCCUCAAACAGCUCAUUAGCAGUAAGAACUGGCGGGCUGCGGUGGAUCUGACAGGCCGGCUGCUGACAGUUCAUGGUCAGGGAUAUGGAAAGGCUGGCCAGCCAACUUCCCACGUCCCCGACUCACUGCAGCUCUGGUUUGUGCGGCUGGCUCUCCUCACCAAACUAAACCUCUUCCAAAAUGCUGAGCUGGAGUUUGAGCCCUUUGGCAACCUGGAUCAUCCAGACCUGUACUAUGAGUUUUACCCCGCUGUUUACCCCGGGAGAAGAGGCUCCAUGGUGCCGUUCUCCAUGCGGCUGCUGCAUGCCGAGCUUCCCCAGUACCUGGCCAAACCCCAGGAGGCUCUGGACCGCCUGCACAAUCUCAAAACCGUCUGCCUUGCUAUCCUGGAGAACUUGGAGAAAGGCUUGGCUGAGGAUGGCAGCAUGAUCACCCUAACACAGGAGAACAGGCAAGUGUCUCUUAAGCUGUGGAGGUCUCGCCUCAGCCGGGUCAUGUACUCCAUGGCCAACUGUCUGCUGCUGAUGAAGGACUAUGUUCUCGCAGUGGAGACCUAUCACUCCAUCAUCCAGUAUGAACCCCAGCAGAGAGUGCAGCUGCUCAGUGGCAUAGGACGCAUCUUCUUGCAGAUCGGAGACAUUAAAACGGCAGAGAGGUACUUCCAGGAUGUGGAGAAAGCCUGCCAGAUGAAAGGGAGCCAGCCCAGUCACACCACAUGUGUGCUAAUGAACAGGGCCUUUGUCUACCUCAGUCAGAACAACUACGGUGAAGCACACGCAUCCUUUAUUGAAGUCCUGAAAAUUGACCCGAAAAACCCUGUUGCCAACAACAACGCAGCAGUGUGCUUGCUGUAUCUAGGCCGUCUGAAGGAGUCCCUGGGCCAGCUGGAGGGCCUGGUGCAGCAAGACCCCGCGUUCUACCUCCACGAGAGCGUCCUCUUCAACCUGACCACUAUGUACGAGCUGGAGUCGUCCCGCAGCACCCAGAAGAAGCAGGCUCUGCUGGAGGCCGUGGCCUGCCGGGAGGGGGACAGCUUCAACACACAGUGUCUCAAACUGGUCUAAGAGGCAAAGAAGUUGAACUGGGAGAGGACACGCACACUACGGCCUUCUCCUCUGAUGUGACAGGAAGUUAAACCCUAACAGUGGAAUCUGUAGAGGAGUGGAAAGCAGUAGCUUCUAUGAGAGUGUGAUGACAGAAAGGUGAAAGCUUUGGUUUUGUUAGUUUGGUUUGGUUUCUCAAAGCAAGCUGAUACAAAAUCUUUCAGGGGUGGCUUUAUGUUCCUCUGAAGAGUGACUCACAUAUUCACAUAUUUACUUACUGUAACAGAAUUAGUGGCCAGCUCACACACAUUGCUGGACUGAUAUUCUAGUAAACCUGAUGACCCUAAAAAAGGUCCUGCAUGUGCAGGAUGCAAUGUAACAUUUUUAGAUAGAACACCCACUUCUUUGCUUUCUUGUUGCGAGUUAGUCACUCUCAUGUCUGUACGGUAAAUAUAUACUAAGAAGCAAUUAGCUUAGCUUAGCAUAAAGACUGGAAACCAUGGAUACAGCAUCAAAGGAGGGGUUUCCGUUCAUUCCUGUGAAGUGAUGCAUGAA